AUGCCAAAUUUACUUCUGACUCUUCAGCAACUCCUCAAACAAAUUUCCAAAGAAUAUUGCAAGUGGGACUCAUUUGAGACGAGAUGUCUUCCCGAUGAGAUUGUUGUGAUGGAGUCAGCCAGGUACGGCAGGAUGUCGAUAGGGAGGUGUGUGAAACAGGCCAUGGGGGAGCUGGGCUGUUCCACCGACGUCAUUCACUACAUGGAUCACGUCUGCACAGGCAGGCAACAAUGCAAGAUUAUCGUUCCCAAUCCGGACAUCGACAAAUUCAAUCCCUGCUUGAAGGAAGUGACGUCCUAUCUCGAAGCGUCAUAUUCCUGCAGGAAAGGGGAAAUUAAAUCCCUAUUUAACAUGAGUUCGGAAGAUGUCAUUAGCGGUGACGCAAGCGAAUGCAGACUAAUGAAACCCUUUCACGUGAAAGAACAGCGAGGGUUCAUUUCGAAUCACGUGACCUUACUGACCGGAUGUGGAUCGAGUUCGUCGCCAUGGUUACUCGAAGCCAAAGUUGGCCAGCGAAUCAACAUCAGCCUCUGGAAUAUCGACAGGAUGAGAAGUUAUAGGCACUCGAAAGAUUUCCUAAUGUCUCGUUGGUGUCCUCUACUGGAAUGGGAUGGGAUUGAAUGGAUUAAGGUGAAAUUCAAUGGCACAAAAUGGGGUGGAAUGAGAUGA
Messenger RNA from Helobdella robusta, 669 nucleotides. RefSeq lists its product as hypothetical. Gene Ontology annotation, molecular function: carbohydrate binding. The record is from RefSeq and is a predicted model, not a curated record. The transcript is spliced from 7 exons. Lineage: Eukaryota; Metazoa; Annelida; Clitellata; Rhynchobdellida; Glossiphoniidae. Bases 1 to 669 code for a protein of 222 amino acids.